AUGUCUUCUGCAGUAGCAGAGCUGGAUGGCUAUCUCCAUUCUAUGCUUUCCUUGAAGCCCCCUGGUGUGUCUGGAUCCAAAAUUAACGGCAUCACUUCAUUGUGUACUGCCAAUGUUCAGUCCGAAUCGGUGUUGAUACAAAAGAUCUAUACCCAUUUUAAGCGAGCACCAGGGACACACAAGUUGGGCGUACUCUAUGUCGUAGACUCUGUAACUCGACAAUGGGUAGAAUUAGCACGCAAGGCUGGCCAGCAGAUUGGCGGCAGUGCUCCGGAUGGAACGUAUGCUGCAGGCGUUAACCGAGUGACCGAGCUUCUCCCAGUCCUCAUGACUGAUAUCAUAAACAAUGCUCCUGAAGACCAAAAGGUACGCGUACUCUUAGACAUGAAUCAGACUCAAUAUCUCCUGCAAGGUGGAAAGCGAAAUCUCCUCUGCAGUGCAGAAUAUGAUAGACCUAGGCAUCUGCCAGCAUGGCGUUGCCUUAAGACGCCUAAAUCACCGUAUCACGAAACUCCUUUUUUCCCCUUAUACUUAUGA
Trichophyton verrucosum HKI 0517 is the source of this 537-nucleotide messenger RNA. RefSeq lists its product as uncharacterized. The record is from RefSeq and is a predicted model, not a curated record. NCBI's taxonomy places the organism in Eukaryota, Fungi, Ascomycota, Eurotiomycetes, Onygenales, Arthrodermataceae. The transcript has 2 exons. Bases 1 to 537 code for a protein of 178 amino acids.